Molecule: messenger RNA, 2165 nt
Organism: Loxodonta africana (African savanna elephant)
Lineage: Eukaryota; Metazoa; Chordata; Mammalia; Proboscidea; Elephantidae
Product: olfactory receptor 5J3-like
Exons: 1
Coding region: 290-1228 (312 amino acids)
Biological process (GO): G protein-coupled receptor signaling pathway; sensory perception of smell
Cellular component (GO): membrane
Molecular function (GO): G protein-coupled receptor activity; olfactory receptor activity; odorant binding
Source: RefSeq, a predicted model, not a curated record
CCCACCAUUCAUUUCUCCUUUGCAACAUCACCUCAAACGUGCAGCUUCUGAAUAAAUAAUACAAUUGAAUUUUUAAAUUCCAUUCAGAAAUACCAUUUCCUUCAUAAUCUUCAUAAUAAAAACUUUAAAAUUGAUACACUUUUCUUGGGAAAUGUCACUCAAUUGAUUCUUUAAAAACACAACUAUAGGAAUGCUUCCAGUCGAUGUUAAUAUAUACCAGAUUUGCCUGUAUCCAUAGUAACACACUUUCCUUUUUUUACACUAGAUUUCAGGAAAAAAGAAUUAACAAAUGGCUGAAGAGAAUUUGACAGUUGUUACUGAGUUUAUUCUUUUAGGACUGACAGAUCAGGCUGUAUUGAAAAUUGUGCUUUUUGGGUUGUUUCUGGUGAUUUAUGCCAUUACCUUGGUGGGGAACCUGGGCAUGAUCUUCUUAAUCCACGUCACUCCCAAGCUCCACACGCCCAUGUAUUUUUUCCUCAGCUGCCUUUCAUUUGUAGACGCCUGCUAUUCAUCAGUUAUUGCACCUAAAAUGCUGAUCAACUUCUUGGUUGUGAGGGAAACCAUUUCGUUCUCCGCCUGUAUAGUGCAGCACUUGUUUUUUGGGGUGUUCAUUACCACAGAAGGAUUCUUACUUUCAGUGAUGGCCUAUGACCGUCACGUGGCCAUUGCGAAUCCUUUGCUUUAUACAACAGCCAUGUCUAAGAGAAAGUGUGUAGGGCUGGUCACUGGGUCUUGCAUAGGUGGGAUGAUUAACUCACUGACACAUACAAUAAGUUUGGGGAGACUGUCUUUCUGUGGACCAAACGUUGUCAGCCACUUCUUCAGUGAUGUUCCUCCACUGCUAAAGCUGUCAUGCUCUGAUACCUCCAUGAAUGAGUUGUUGCUGUUAAUCUUCUCUGGAGUCAUUGCCAUGGCCACCUUCUUGAUUGUGAUCAUUUCCUACACCUUCAUCCUUGUUGCUAUACUGAGGAUCCACUCAGCAUCAGGCAGACAGAAAGCCUUCUCCACUUGCGCCUCUCACCUGACUGCUGUGACCAUAUUCUAUGGUACCUUGGGCUUUAAUUACAUUCAGCCAAGUUCCCAGUAUUCUGUAGAACAAGAGAAGAUAGUUUCUGUGUUCUAUACACUAGUGAUUCCCAUGUUAAACCCAUUGAUUUAUAGUCUGAGAAACAAGGAAGUGAAGGAUGCUGUGAAAAGAGUCAUAGAAAUGAAAUACUGCCCCUGUUAAUUUCAAGUCACUAGGAACAGUAUGAGGGCUCUGGUGACACAAUGAUUAAGCACUGGGAUGCUAACCAAAAGGUCUGUGGUUCAAACCUAGCAGCUGCUCCAUAGAAGAAAAGACCUGAUUAUCUGCUCCCACAGAGGUCACAGCCUUGGAAACAUUAUAGGGCAGUUCUACUCUGCCCUGUAGGGUCGCUAUGAAAAGAUAUCAACUGGAUGUCAUGCAACAACAAGAACAACAUUAAUAGUGUAACAUUCCGCAAGCCAGUUCUCCAUUUACUAACAUUCAAAUGAUUUCAACGAAUUCUAGAGUUUCUAAUUAUUAUACAAAUCAUUUUUUUCUAAAAGUGACUUUUUAACCCAGAAAAACUAACCUAGAAAGUGGGAGUGACUUUCUGCAUAGCUGUGUUUUAGAAAAUGGUAGCUUAAAAUUCAGCUCUCCUAAGACUGUAGGCCAUUAAUAUUUGAAUCUACCAGUCAAUCCGCAGAAUUGAGUAUAUCAUUUCUGAUAUGUGAAGAACUGAAUACAGACACACUAACAUUUAGAAAUGUAUAUAGUUAGAUCUUUUCUAAAAGGUAUAUUUUUUAUUUACUCAGAAAAUUAAAAUAAUUUUAUAGCUGAUAUUUGUCUUUGUUUUUAAAACUUGCAUUAAAGUUUAAGUAUUGGUAAAUCUUCGUGUUAGCUAAAAAGGGCAAUUUGACUCCAAACAAUUUUCCUACUGUCCUAAAUCUUCUUAAAACUCAGUGCCUUCAGCAACAAAAGUGGUAUUGUCGGAAAAUCAUUGUAUUGUAAUUCUCAGCUGGCAAUAAUGUACUCUUACUAAUAAAUCCACUUAGAAAAUUUAGAUACAUGUAUGGAAUGACUCCUAAUUAUGGAGCAGGUAGAAUUCAAAGCCCUUCUUAUCUUUUCUUUUAAGAAUCUCCUUCACCUUCUUUCAAGACCA